Molecule: messenger RNA, 11976 nt
Organism: Coregonus sp. 'balchen'
Lineage: Eukaryota; Metazoa; Chordata; Actinopteri; Salmoniformes; Salmonidae
Source: the annotation of a GenBank genome assembly
AUGAAGCUGGAGACAGCCCCAGAUAUGAGUGAGUGGCGAGAGGACGACUUUGCCCUCAACUGCACCUACAUCGUCCCUGACCAGAUGUUGGACCCCAGCUUCGGUGUGCCCAAAGCCAUGACGUCCAUACCCCGCAACCUCACCUUUGAGUACAGCACAGAGAAUGAGGUAGGAACUUUAUUACAAAUCACAUUAAACAGCAUUUCUGUGAAGGCGGCAGAUUUAGAACCAGGUUGGGAAUACAGUACAGCCAAGUGGCAUGUUUGUGUAUUGAAAUGUACUGUGAUACACAAUCAUUUAGGUUGGACUGUUUUUUUAUGCUCAUGGAGUAUGUAGAUAAUAAUGACUUUCAUACAUACUCUAUUAAUUAAGUCUGAAUUAAUCUGGGACAGUCAGCGGUCCAUGAUAAGUUGCGGUCAAGGGUCAUGUUAGGCGCAAGCAAGAGUUUCUCCAUUCCAUUUUGGUCCGUUCAGUGUCACAAUGGCCUCCUCGUGAGCGCUCCGGUAAAAGGCCUUAGCCUCUUUACCGUUCCCAUGUCUCUAUGUCAGUAUUACAGUCAUGUCUCUGGAUCAACACAUACCCACACGUAUCCGGGAACAGGUAGCUGCAAUACUGAAACAAAUUCCUUGUCAUCAUGUGUCUUUUCCAUAUUGCAUCACAACCACCUUAGUUUCUUCACUGCCAGGAUCUUCCAACCACAACCAGGCAUAAGGGUCAUAUAUCUUAACCCCAUGGUAGUCAUCCACCUACCUAAGAAGAAGUCAGGGAUCAGCUCAGCUGCAUCCAGGUGAUCCAACCUGAGCCGUAUAAUCACAUCAACAGUUCCCGCUCUUGCCCUCCUUCCUUCUCCCCUCUCCCUCCAUUUAGGUGAAUAAGUAUUGUACACAAUAUCUCGAGGUUAUGUGUGUCAGGGAAUCAGCUGACUGGCAUGGCCUUAUUAUGACUCACUAGAGAAGGGAUCUGAGGUGUGAGGUUUUAGGCCAGAGGGUGUCCUAAAAUGGACACCAUGCUAGAGGUUUUCUAUAGUACAUGUUCUUGUGAAAAGUGAACUUAAAAUUGUGGCAGAAAAGUCCCCCCUUUCUUUUUUAAAAAAAAGGCUGUAAUUCUCUCGCAUACUUCUCACUUGGUCAAUCUUCUUCACUUUUCGUGUGGUUAAGUGAGCAUACCCUUCCUUCCUCCUUCUCUCAGUAUCUUCAUCCGAGCAACGCUUAGAUGUACCUCCUUUAGCUGCGAGUGUCUCUUCUCUUCCUCUCUCUGCUGCUUUUUCUGCCUAGGCCUGCGAGAGGUGUGAAAAUUGUGGUUAUAAACUCAUGAUAAAGUUUUAUAUGACUGUGUUAGUCACCUUCCACCCUCACAAACACAAACAUCAGCCAAACCAGAUGUAGCAUGUUGAAUACAUAGUGCAAGACUUCACUUUCACACCAAGGGGUUGUGAGAACUCUCUUCCUGUUUCAGCAGAGGCAAAGUGACCCUCAACAUACAUUACUUGUACUUGUAAGCACAACAUUUUUAUAUGAGUGUCUCAGUGAAACACACGUGUAAAGUACAACAUUUCAAACAUGUUACAGUCAUUGACAUAUAAUUUGUCUUUUGUUAAGGCUUGCUUUGUCCCUCAAGAGUAGUUUCCCUUUCUGAUAAUGGUGUCAUGUCAAUUUCUCACCUGAAUAGUUGGCAUUUGCUUGGGGAAUCCAUAUCCCAUAUGGCGUUUUUUUAUGUCUUGGCAUCUUACCUUUAUGUGUGUGUUUCCAGGUCAAGGUCACAGUGCCAGAUGGGUGUGUCAGUCAGCAGGAAACAGACACAUGACAAAUGAAACAAUAUAAAACCUAUGAACUACCUAUGGGGACUUCACAUGUACUUAAUAGUCCUUGCCAGACAUUGUUUGUUACCAGUCAUUGUUUAGUCAUUGUUUAGUCAUUGCGAUUGCCAAUUAUGGAAAAGUACUACUUUUCAAUUCUGGGAUUCUCUCAGUUGUUCACCAAGUCAUUAUUGAGCAACAGAAAGAGAAAUUCUAAUUCAUUUUCAUAUUACAUUUUUUUGGCUCCUCUUUGAGUUCUAAUGUAAACUAUACAUACAAAAGUAUGUGGACACCUCUUCAAAUUAGUGGAUUUGGCUAUUUCAGCCACACCCGUUGCUGACAGGUCUAUAAAAUCAAGCACACAGCCAUGCAAUCUCUAUAGACAAACAUUGGCAGUAGAAAGGCCUUACUGAAGAGCUUAGUGACUUUCAACGUGUCACCGUCAUAGGAUGCCACCUUUCCAACAAGUCAGUUCGUCAAAUUUCUGCCCUGCUAGAGAUGCCCCGGUCGACUGUAAGUGCUGUUAUUGUGAAGUGGAAACUAGGAGCAACAACGUCCCAGCCACGAAGGAGUAGGCCACACAAGCUCACAGAACGGGACCGCCGAGUGCUGAAGCGUGUAGUGCAUAAAAAUCGCCUGUCCUCGGUUGCAACACUCACUACCGAGUUCCAAACUGCCUCUGGAAGCAACGUCAGCACAAUAACUGUUUGUCGGGAGCUUGCUGAUAUGGGUUUCCAUAGCCAAGCAGCCACACACAAGCCUAAGAUCACCAUGCGCAACGCCAAGCGUCGGCUGGAGUGGUGUAAAGCUUGCCGCCAUUGAACUCUGGGGCAGUGUAAACGCGUUCUCUGGAGUGAUGAAUCAAGCCUCACCAUCUGGCAGUCCGACGGACGAAUCUGGGUUUGACGGAUGCCAGGAGAACGCUACGAGCCCCAAUGCAUAGUGCCAACUGUAAUGUUUGGUGAAGGAGGAAUAAUGGUCUGGGGCUGUUUUUCAUGGUUCGGGAUAGGCCCCUUAGUUCCAGUGAAGGGAAAUCUUAACGCUACGGCAUACAAUGACAUUCCAGACAAUUCUGUACUUUCAACUUUGUGGGAACAGUUUGUGGAAGGCCCUUUCCUGUUUCAGCAUGACAAUGCCCCCAUGCACAAAGCGAGGUCCAUACAGAAAUGGUUUGUCGAGAUGAGUGUGGAAGAACUUGACACACUUUUGGGCUGAAUUGGAACACCGACUGCGAGCCAGGCUUAAUCGCCCAACAUCAGUGCCCGACCUCACUAAUGCUCUUGUGGCUGAAUGGAAGCAAGUCCCCACAGCAAUGUUCCAACAUCUAGUGGAAAGCCUUCCCAUAAGAGUGGACCAUUCCUUAAAGACCCGUAUGGAUUAAUGCCAACACGGGUAACACAAACACUCACACAUAAAUACACCUCCCAGUCAACAGCUGAGGCUGUAAGACCAUGAAUGGAAGGAUUUGGCUGGUCAGAGUAGAAGAGGGGUCACUCCCCCCUUCCUCUCCUCCUUCUCUCCUCCUUCCACCGCUGUUCGUAACCCCUAAGCGUGCCGGGGGUGCGAGGGCGCAUGUGGCAGAUGGGGCGUGGGGUGUGCCAAGAGGGGGGGGGGGCAAGAGCGGGAGGAGGGGGAGGAGGUGGGUAAGUAGGUUAAGCUCCAACGAUUAACUUUCGUUUGGGGCGCAGGGCAGGCAUCGUCACGGGCCUUUCCAGGCUGCGAGAGGACCUAUUCUGAGCAGGGACAGUUAGGGGGGAAGGUGGGAGGGAGCGUGGUGGCGUGGUCCAGUCAAGAAGCGAACGAUACUCUUCUCCUCCUUCCCCACUUCCUCAUCUUCUUAUAAACCUGGUUGAGCGGUCGUUAAGCAGCAGCCCUGUUGCAGCUCAUUCAUUAGUCACGCUAAACCGGGGCCACACAAUAUCCCUGUCACACUCAGUCUCGUCUCACCCUCCGUCACCCCCUGGCCAGGACUCAACAGAUCUUCAAGACAAAGCCCCUUAAGACCCCCAAGCUAUGGGUGCGUCCCACAGAUGCUCCCUGCCAAGCGGGCGUGUCCACUGAUUUGGAGAUGGCGUGUGCCUUAUUCAAACCUCCAGUACUUUCUAAAGAAUCCCAAUUGAAGUAUGAGUCAGGUUGCUAUUCCCGGCCGUCAGGGCUCAGGGGAGAGAGUUCUAUGGUAGUUAUUUCCCUGUUUCCUUUUCCCAGCUCUUGAGUUAAAUGUGGAAGCGUUUUUUUUCUUUAUUUUAUGGGAAGCCUAGACAUAAGUGUGUAACUUGAGUCUGAGUGUAGACAUUAAACACGUACCAAAAAAGUCCAGGCUACAGAGACUGGUGGUCAUUCUCACCAGCGGGGGAAGCGGUGAGCUGAGUUAGCCUCAGGUGACUUAUGUUCUCUCUCUGUCCCUGUAAAAGGCUCUGUAUGGUCAAUCCGUCAUCUGCAGUGGCCGUAGAGCGUUUACUGCGAUACGGCCUCUGCAGAAGUCAGGGCAUUUGUACUUCUUGAGCUUUGCUGAGCAGAGCAGAGCUGUUGUGAAGGAAGUUGUUAAGGAAGUGAGUUUGUGUAUAUACUGUCAAUGCGGAUCUAUACGGACCCCUCCGCAUUGUUAAAACAUUUGGUUGGCGCACGGCGGUGCAGUACAGAGCUCAAUUUGGCCUCUGCAUGGCUCCAGAGGCUCCGCAAUUAAUAAUAAUAAUAAUAAUAUGCCAUUUAGCAGACGCUUUUAUCCAAAGCGACUUACAGUCAUGCGUGCAUACAUUUUUGUGUAUGGGUGGUCCCGGGGAUCGAACCCACUACCUUGGUGUUACAAGCGCCGUGCUCUACCAGCUGAGCUACAGAGGACCACAAUUGCGUCACACCAUCCAUACGGUGCCUCCGACCACAUUGUCGGAUCAAGCAAAGUCAAUGGUGUUUACGAGGACAGUCGAGGACAGUCAGCAAGUCAGAGAAGCAGGUCAGAGAAAGUGUAAUUCCCUUCUUUCAUUUAACUCAUUAGGCAAGAGUAAGAAAGCGGGUCACCUUGGAGCUCAGAAGAGAAGAUAAGAGCUCCUGUCUGGGUCAGCAUGUCAAGGCCAUAGAAAUACAAUUGGUAGAACAGAAAAAGUUCCUCAGGCCACAGCAAAUUAACUGCACCCUCAUGCUUCUAGUAACUUUAUUUCUAUGGUCAAGGCUGUCUUAAGGAACUGGCACUGUUUGACUGACUAAUGUUUGAUAGCAUGGGUCCCAGAUCUGUUUGUGCUGUCUUAAGAUCUGGUUCUCAGGCUAACUGUUUGACUCCCAUAGCAUGGAUUAGUGACUGAUGAUUUAUUGUCUUGUGUUUAGGUGACAGGCGUGUUCAGCAAAGAGUACAUUCCUCAGGGGACUCGGUUCGGGCCUCUGCAGGGUGAAAUCUACACCAAAGACAACGUCCCCAAACAGGCCAACAGGAAAUACUUCUGGAGGGUGAGUUGGCGGAAUAACCGUUCAAGUUCACACGCACACACACGGUUUGUUUGACCAUGGUCCAAUUGUCCUCUUCAUUCAGGUUCAUAGUUCUUCCUAUCUUAUCCUAACAGGAUUUUGGCAGCCACAAAUUAGAUUUGGCAUACUCAAAGGAACCAGGAUUACCAAAAAUAGUUAUAACUUGCUCUCAGUCAGCUGGAGUUGUAUAUGAAGACAUACUGUAAAUACCAGCCAGGUCACCCGUGAUACAAGUCAGUAUUCAACGUCCAUCCAUGUCUGAAGACGUCAGGAGAUGACGUGGAAACCAGCCACAAGGGGCAACAAUGAGUGCUGUUACAUUCAAGUAGGUUUCGGUUUUGCUAAUGCGUUGUGGACAGGGCUGGCGAAUGGGCAUAAGCCUCUGCCUCUGAUUCCAAAGGUUGCAAGUGCGAAUCCAGCAAAAAAAUGUUUUAAACCUAUCCCAAACCUUAACCCUUACCUUAACCAUUCAGAGUUAAUGCCUAACCUUCAAAAUUUGGAGUCAAUGCCUGAACUUAACCCUAACCUUCAAAAUGCUGAGUUAAUGCCUAAACUUAACCUUAAACACUUCGAAAUUUGACGUUGAAUGUCUAAUUCUGACGUGAGAAUGUGAGAGCUGGUUGGUAAAUACAUUCAUGAAAGCAGGUGAAUAAAAUGAUACUGUGGGUUCUAGGGGAAAAAUCUCAAUGCCUUACCUAACAACCAGCUAUGGGAACUGUUUCUCGAAAGAGACGGGAAAAGAGAUUUGACCGCAAAUUCGUCCUAGUUUUCUUCUCCAAUUAUUAGUAGAAAAAGAAGCAAAAGUGGUAAAUCAGUUUCACACCAAGUCAGUCACUUCCCAUCUAAAAGGAAAGAAAAAUGCUUUGCACAGAAGCCUAGAGGUAUUCAGGGGUUUUUGACAGAUUUUUGAGGAAGUUGUGGAUCUUUACACGCACGCAACAAUUGCAUUCAUCACAGUUAUACUAACUGCUUUCCCAGUGCUCAAGUCCCAUUCAACAAGUGUGACAAAUAGGAAAUGAUUGUUAGUGUUCCCCUCUCUUUCUCUCAUACACUUCCUUCUCAUUCCCACAUACCCUCAUCCUCUCUCUGUCUCCCAGCGGUGACUUGACUCAUUCAGGAGUUUUCUCUGAGUUGUUUCCCCGUUGUGGGCUUUCUGUCCUACGUUUUUCACCUUCCUUCUGGCAUUUCCUGUAAACCAGAUCCGUCCCGUCCUAUUACUGCAAAUUGGUGAAAGUCUGACUCGCCUCGAGAGUAUGUCAACACUCUCUCACGAGACAGGUGUGGAUGUGUGUGACGUGUGUGUGUGCCUGUGAGCACGUGCCACCAUCUAUUUUUGUGUGUUCGUGUAUCUGCCAACACAACUCCUCUUACAUUUCCUCAAGAGAUGUCAGUAAAAACAAUUAAAGUGCACCCUAUAUUUAAUAAAUUACUGACAACUUGACAAGUGAGGAAAUGUAAUGGAAAUGUCUAGGGUUGACAAUUUUAUGAUGUGCUGUAUCUCCUGGUGGGAAGCAGCCAUUCAAGUCUGGGCAAGUUGAGAGAAACCCCCAACCAGAGUGUGAGAGAAACAGAAAGAGAAAAAAAAACAUGUUUGUCUGGGCAUGCGUUCAAACUCUUUGACCCGCCCCCUCUUUGCCACGCCCCCUCUCAGUCAGUGUAACUCAGCAGCUGAUAAAAGCAGUGACAGCGCUGAUUUCACACCAGACAGUGACAGUAGUUCAGGAACACACACAGUGCGCAGGACACACACUCAAGACACAACACAAGUGGAACAAUAACCAGAUCAUUAGAAGAGGAUAUAGGAGACUAUUCUGUACAUGGCAGAGGUGAACUAUGCUUUCUAUCUAUAUACUGUGAUAACUGCUGUCAAUGGCUGUCAGCUCAACAGCUCAACUGCUACAGUGAAUAUCUCAGUCAUGAGUGAAUGUAACAGUACAGUAGAGAUCAGUCAGUUACAAAGUUGUGUACAAACUGAUGUUACACUACGUUUAAAUACAAGUGUGUGUGUGUGUGUUCUAUUCCUUUAUUGGAUUGUAUUAUAUUGUAUUCUUAUCACACUCUCCCCUCUUUUCCCUCUCAGAUCUAUAACGGCGGGCAGCAACACCACUUCAUCGACGGCUAUGACUUGCAGCGCAGCAACUGGAUGCGCUACGUCAACCCGGCGCACUCGCUGUCCGAACAGAACCUGGUGGCGUGCCAGAAUGGACCCGACGUCUACUUCUACACCAUCAAGCCCGUGGAGCCCAGGCAGGAGCUGCUGGUGUGGUACAGCCAAGAGUUCGCCCAGAGACUGUGCAGCCAACCAGGAGACGAGCUCAAACAAAGUGAGUACCAUAUUCGAUUAUUUUGCCCUCCUCUCAUCUGUUCACUCUCCUCAACUCCGCUCCGUAUUUCUUUCUCCUCUACCCUCUCCCUCAUCUUCCACAUCCUCUACUCUUCUCUGUACUCAUUUUUCUCUCUAUGCUCUCCUUUAAUUGCUUCUUCCAUCUACUCUCUAACUCUCUCUUUUCUGUGGCUCUACAAUAAAACACUAUUCUAUGUUAUGACACUCAAUGACAAACUGUUAGUGGGUGAGAGGGCAAUGUAGUAAAAGACAGUCAGGUGUGCAUGUUCUUUUCAUACCUAUAUCAGAUAAAAAGGGGAUUUCAAUCUGUGUGUGUGUCUGCUCGAUAGGAUGACACAAAGGUGAGCCAUUUUUGUCUGAUCACAGACUUUCAUCAUUGUUGUCUUCAAUUGAUAAGAUCCGAGUUUAUUAGAUGGUAGACAAUGAGACUGAGUGUGACGGAAACGGUUUCCUGUCUUAUUCACUUUUUGGAGCGGGUGGCAUUGUUAUGGAAUACAUCCUGAGUUGGGAGAGAGAUUUACUGACAGACACAAUACACGGCUGCACCUGCUCUAAUGUAGAAGACAGCUCACCCACACACACAAACACACUCACUCUUCUUUACACAACAUAGGGACAAUCUCAAAGGAUGUAGGAAAGUCAUCUCAACAAUGCCUGGUCAAGUAAAGUCCAUGAGUCAUAGUCAGCUGUAAAUUCAGGUAUGGCAAGUUGUCCAUUCAUUACAUGACAAAUAGUUUUGUUGCCAGAAACUCUGUAAGUAGACCUUAAACUAUAAUUACAUUACACAGUCAUUCAACCUGUUGACUAAUGUUGACUAGGCUACAAUGACAACUGCAUUGACACAGUCCUUUUUACAGUAUACUCCACACACUUGGCGAAACCCCUGAUAAAGACUAUAGUAAAUAGGCUAGCCCUCUAAAAUUAAACAAAACAAUAUAUGAUAAAAGUAGCUUAAAUAGUCUAUUCAAACACAUUUGGUUUAAAAUGACCAAUUUAUAGGCCUAAUUAAAUGGCUUAACAUUUUUUCAAUGACCAGGUUGGCACUGAACAGGUGAAAGUGGAAAGUUAAUGCCUAAGCUUUGUAUUAAUGCACGGUUUAAUGCACUUUUGUAGCCUACAGGGGUUUGUCUUUCUCUUUAAUCCUGGUUGUAAGGCAAUUCCUGUUAAACAGUUAGUAAUGUGUCAGUUAAGGUACACAGCUAUUCACAUACAUCAUUAGUAGGACUUCAGACAAGCUAACUAAACGGCAGUAGCCUGCGGCCACAUUUCCAAAUGUAUUUCUUCCUGCGGUUCUGAGAAAGACGCUUGUGUGGUAAUUGACACCUUGCGACAGAAACGUCCCAAAGAUUAAAGCUCUUUGUUUUACUAUCAUUCCUACAUGACACAUACCCACACACACCCACACAUCAAAAUGAAAACAUUGCUAUCAUAGUGCCAGACAGAAACCUAGAUCUCUUUGAAGUUUCAUCUAAAAACUGAAACCAUCAUCAUCAUUUACCAUAAGAGGGAGUGCUAGGGAGGAUGUGAGAGCUCGAGUGUGAGUGUGGUGUGUCAUUAGUCACUUCUCACUUCGUUAAGACUGAACUUUGUCAUUUGUCAAUCAAUACUGUCCUAUUAUAGAGUGAUAAGUGAAUAAUGGCACAUUAGGUCUACACAAAGGACGGAUUGAAGUUGUAUUAUUGUGUGGAUUGGAUAGGUUGACAAUUGUUUUUACAGUGUAUUUCAUACACACUCAAACCCAACCCACUGUAUUUGACUUGUACCACUAUGUCUGACCUUGUGUUUUUUCUUCUUCCAUAGAACACGUAAGCAGAGAUGUCAGAGAAUCCGAGUUCACCAAACAACAGCAGACCUGGCUCCUGAAAGAGAAGGAGGAAAUGAAAGACGAGAGUGAGGAUGAAAGGGAGGAGAGAAUUGACGUGGAGGUGCUGGAAAGAGACACUCCACCCGACACGCCAGACGACCAAAUCAUGGACUUCAGCCAGAAGAUAGAGAAUGAGAAGGUGACCCAGGACCACCAGGGACCCAUCCCCUCUCCUCAACCUGACCAGAGAGAGCCCAACCUGGGAUCUCAUGUCUACGGCUUCCCUGAGCGCCACCCUACUGCCCCCUCCCCGCACCGCAACCUCCCCCUCCACCUCCACGGACUCUACGGCCACAGAGAGGGCCUAGUGUCCUCCUACCCCCUCUACCACCCCUCCAGACCCCUUCAAACCCCCUACCAGCUUAUCCCCCCAUACAGCAGCCCCCACUACCCCCAUCUCCUCCUCCCCCAGUACUCCCCACCCUUCCCUGGGAUGCUCCCCUCCAGAGACCCUCUGCGGUACAGCAGCUACCUGAGUAGCGAUGGACUUCCAUACCCCUCCAUGGCCCACCAGCCUGGUCUGCUCCCAGUGUCUUUGCCCUACCCCGGAGCUACUCAGGGAGGGCUGAAGGAGAGGACCCCAAAUAUGUCACCUCCUUGUGGGGCCCCAGCCACCCCAGAGCUCUCUCCCCUUCCCAAGCAGGAGCACCAGACGCCCCUGCAGUCACCCUGUGGCUGUGAGGAGGCCAUGAACCUCAGCCUGGCCAUGCCAAAGAGCAGCCCCUCGCCACCUGCUGCCCCUGGGUACAAAUCCCUACCCUACCCCCUGAAGAAACAGAACGGCAAGAUCAAGUACGAAUGCAACGUCUGCAUCAAGACUUUCGGACAGCUGUCCAACCUCAAGGUGAGGAUCUUAUAGACAUAGGUGGUCCUUUUGGUUUCUUUGGUGGCCCAAUCGAUUCCUGUCUUAUUGUGGGUUCCUAUCUAAUCUAGGCAUUUUUCUUUUAGGUGCAUCUGAGAGUUCACAGUGGAGAGAAGCCCUUCCAAUGUCACCUCUGCAAGAAGAGCUUCAGCCAGCUAGCCCACCUGCAGAAGCACCACCUGGUCCACACAGGAGAGAAACCACACGAGUGCACAGUAUGUUUGUGUUUUGAUCUGCUUGUUCCAGUCUACUUGACCUCUAAAGCACACACACACACCCCUGCAUGCCUGUAUGACUUUCAACCUGUCAUGCCCCUGUGAUGUAAGGAAUCCCUGGGCUUUUGUUGAACACUAUAGUGCAACUAUGUGGGUGUGAUCAUGACGUCAGUCCUAUGUUGAUUUUCACGGUAGGGUUCAGUGAUCUCCCACUGAAAAGAAGCAGUCUACACUUAUAGAAAAAAAGGGUUCCAAAAGAGUUCAUCGGCUGUCCCCAUAGGAUAACCCUUUUAGGUUCUGUCGCAGCCGGCCGCGACCGGGAGACUCAUGGGCGGCGCACAAUUGACCCAGCGUCGUCCAGGGUAGGGGAGGGAAUGGCUGGCAGGGAUGUAGCUCAGUUGAUAGAACAUGGCGUUUGCAACGCCAGGGUUGUGGGUUCGAUUCCCACGGGGGGCCAGUAUAAAAAAAUAUGUAUUCACUAACUGUAAGUCGCUCUGGAUAAGAGCGUCUGCUAAAUGACUAAAAUGUAAAAUGUAAAUGGUUCCAGGCUGAACUCUUUUGGGUUCCAUGUAGAAUCCUCUGGGGAAAGUGUUCUACAUGGAACCCAAUAGGGUUCUACCUGGAUCCAAAAGGGUUCUACCUGGAACCAACCUGGGUUCUUCAAAGGAUUAUCCUAUGGGGUUGUAGCACCUUUUUUUCUAAGAGUGUAGGGUCAUACCCUGCUAGCACGCAACCAGGGAAGGCCCUGUCUGGCUGGGGGACAAUAGAAACCCAGGAGCCUGGUCUCACCUAGUUGUUCUAAUGAUAUCAGCAUCACAACAUCAUCCUAACCUAAACUUUCCUAUCUAUCUGUUCCUAUUCAUAUAGGUGUGUCACAAGCGCUUCAGCAGCACCAGCAACCUCAAGACCCACCUGCGGCUCCACUCGGGUGAGAAGCCCUACCAGUGCAAGCUGUGCAGCACCAAGUUUACCCAGUACAUCCACCUCAAGUUGCACCGACGCCUGCACUGCACCCGCGACCGCACCUACCACUGCCCGCUCUGCGCCCGCGCCUUCCUCCAUCGCUUCUCGCUGUGCGUCCACCAACGCAGCUGCUGCCCUGCUUCCUCCCAGGCCCACGCCAACCCCCAUUCCCACGCCCACAUCCGCGAGCUGGUCGAGCGCUUCGACACCAGCCCCGAGGCGGACACUCUGUCUGAAGGGGCAGGGCCAGCCCAUGUAGAAGCUGCAGUGGAGCGCUGGGUGGCCCGGAGCAUGGAAGGGCGAGAGUGCAAGGAGGACCAGAGUGAAGCCACCCUGCUGCUCAAGGCCCUCACGGCGGCCAUUAACACCCCAGCUCCUCCCAUCACGUCAUCUCACAGCUCUACUUCAGCCUAUCAGGAGCGGGCUAGUGUGGUACACCUCUACAACCGGCCAAUGGUGAAGAUGCAAGGGCAGUAG